CCAGAUGAGAGGAUGCAGCAGGAAGCAGAUGAGAGACUGAGCCCCACCUGAGCCGUGACCCCUCACCUCCCACCUGAGCCCCCCACCCAGCUGUCCCAUCAUGCACCUGCCAUUUCGAGGUCGUCUGAAGCUGCUGGUGGCAUCUCUGACCGCCGUCAUCCUGCUUACCUGGCUCUACCUGCUGGCUGGGAACCUGGAGAGUAAGUAGUACCUGCCAGUCGCCAUGGUUACAUGGCUGACCGGAACUACUUUUCCAUUGAACUGCAGUAGGAAGGAAUGGGAAACACAAGUAUGCAUGUACUGUAGCUACUUUAAAAACACAUUAAACAACGGUGUACAGAUGUUGUGUCUUAAUUUGAUCAUCCUGUUGUUGCAGGAAUUGUUCUGCACUGCAGGAAAUGCAAACUUGUAGUGCAUCCAAGAUUUAAAAAGUAUUCUAAAGUUUGUAAUUUCCAUUUUAAAAUGUCAGACUUGAUUUUCCCUAACGGAAAUUAACUCGAAAUAAUGUUUAUGACCUCAAAUAACAAUAACUGUAACAACCCUUUUUAUUAUGAACUUGGAUAUCAACGUUGCCACUUCAGCAUACUUAUGUGGCACAGUCGAUGCCAUGCAGGGCUACAGGCCAGAAGUUCAAGGGUUCGCCUACCACCACAGACAAACUCACUCUCUCUGCCUGUUUCAUUACGGCCCUGCCACACUAUAGCCAUCGGGCGUCUGGCAUUGCCAUCAGCCGAUGAGGCUAUGCUUCCUUUGAAAUCAAUGAAAGCUGAUUCACUGCCUGUGUUGCGCUCGCGUUGCAUCAUGUCCAAUGGCAACAUCCAAGCUCAAGAAUCAGAGGUUCAAUUCUCGAUGGCUGAUGCAAACGUUCAUUCUAUCUUGUGAAUUGAAAUAAUGACAAACAAAGUUGAUUUUGGUGGCAUAUGGCAACGACUAUACACCACUGGUUAUUUUAGUAAGAUUUAUGAAGUCAAGAAGCUACUACUAGCUAGCUAGUUACAUUGACUAGCUAGGUUCAAAAGGUUCAAAAGGUUCAAAAGCAGCUUGUGUAAUUAGAGGAUAAUUUAGUACAACCACUAGCAACAAUUUAGUGAGUACUUGCGGAAAACUGGACCAAAGCUAUUGUACAUACGCAUAAUGGAUGAAUAUGGUACUGUACAGUAGGCAAAAUAGAAUAAAGAUUCUGCUCCUGUCCGCUCUCAAAACAACGCACUCUGUGUAGCAGGUAAAACUUCACAUUGAUGUGACGCUGAUGACAAAUCAACGCAAUAUAUAUAGUGGAGCUGAAGAGUAACACUACAAUCAGAGCCAGCUGCAGACAAUGAUCAGCUAGGGGGAAAUCAGAUUUUCAAACAUUUUGAUGUCAUAUAAUUAUAUAAAAUAUUUGCAACACAUUUUUCACCAACAGGUACCACACAACCAAUAAACAAAGCAUACCGACUUCGGGCACUUCAAUAUCAUGGUUUGCAUUUUCAACACCACAAUAAAUAGACUAUGUCAAUCUCAACAAACAGAAAAUACAUCCCUCCAUACAUUGUAGGCUUAAUCAGUAUCAAAGGCUUGGCUUGAGAAUCCCUGAAUAUCAUUAAACUUUUGGGUGUUUUGUAACAGAUGUCGCUUUCCAUUCAUCAAAUGGCCGCUGCACAGUUUGGAUUGAUUUGAUUGAGUCAAUAAAAAAAAAUACAUAUACACACAGUAUAAAGGUUUUUCAAAGUGACCGAGAUUGCACAAUAAAGUCGGAUUUAUUUCCAUUGUGGUCCCUAUUUUCUUGCAUAGAUACAUAUACAAUUACAUAGAUACAGAUACAUUACAGAGAUACAUAUACAAUUACAUAGAUACAGACAAAAAAAUGCUAGACCUCUAGAUGAGUAUGAGGGGGAAGUUUAAAUACAAAAUCUUACAAGCUUGUUUUGGCUGGUCUGUAGCUUAUUCUUUAGAUGUUUGGGGUUACUGGUAAACCACUGGACUAGCGCACUUGCCAGAGUCUUUAGGGUAUCUAUAUAGCUAGGUUUCCAUCCAAUUGGCGACAGAUUUUCAUGUGAAUAUUCAAAACUUUGCAUAAAAACAAUAUGGUCAUUUUCCCAUCAGAGUUGUGUUUCCAUAAAUACGUAGUCCACAUACAAAUAACUUUUGUAGUUAAAUUCCCAUGUACCGAAUAAAAAAUACAAGUUAAAUGGUUUCCAUCGCAUUUUAAACUCUAAGCCUACUGAUUGUUUUGUCACAAAACAUAUUGCGUUGGUAUAGUAAAUGUGCCCACUCUGGUAUUGGCACGUGCGCUCUAGCCAACAACUCGCAGAUACAGUGCGGGUAUAGCCUACAUGAUGAGAUUAUUGCGGACAAAAGUGCAAGAUUAUUUUUAUUUGUCAAACGCCAGCCAAGCAUCGAAAUGUAACCAGAAUAAGUCCCUUGAUAUUGUCACGAUCGUCAAAAGGAGCGGACCAAGGCGCAGCGUGAUAUGAGUACAUACUUUUAUUUUAGUACUUUCAAAUACACAAAACAACAAAACGAUAUGUGAAGUCCUCGGUUAUACAAUACAAACCAACACGGAACAAGAUCCCACGAAUAACAAGUGCACACAAGGCUGCCUAAGUAUGGUUCCCAAUCAGAGACAACAAGCAACAGCUGAUUCUCGUUGCCUCUGAUUGAGAACCACCCCGGCCAACACAGAAACACAUAACCUAGAACAUACCAUAGAAACACGAAACAUAGACUCUACACAACGAAACUAACACCCUGGCUCAACAUACAAGAGUCCCCAGAGCCAGGGCGUGACAGAUAUUUAUUGAAAGGAGCAUCAAGCUCAUCACCUUGCACUUUCACCACCCUGUGAAGGUCAUCAUAAAUUAUUUCAUCUGUAGCCUAAUAAACUGAAUGCUUUCCCAUGAUAUCGUGACAUUUUUUAACCGACAUGUACUUUACUCACAUAAAAAGGAAGGAUGGAAACCUGGUUAAUAUCAAGUCAUUUUGAGGAUGCUGGAAUUAUAUUUUGGAUGAACGUGUGCAUGCCUACAGGAGACUUUUAAAGUAGCCUAAUCAGAUGAAAACAUUGUGACUGGUUGUGUUUAUGCCACAUAUAAAAGGCAACACGUUUUACAAGUUAAAUUAUAUAGGCUAUAUUGAAGUGUUAGGUUCUAGGUGUGCGAGGAAUAGGCUCGGAUUGGGAAGCAGAGACCACGUUAAGCUUUCCUGAAUAACUGAGGCUGCCGGGAGCAUAUGUGGCCACAUUAUUAUAGGACGAUUUGGGAGAAUGAUGAUCUGCAACAGACAGCGCAUUCAGUAUCAGAAGUAAAAAUACAUCCAGUCUGGCCUGCUACUGUGCUUUUCUAGACCUUAUAAACUGUCGAGAGUAGACCCACAACUGUUCCAAAUGGAAUGAAACAUUCAAAUCACAAUUUUGCGUCAUUAUUCAAAUGACAUUUUCACUGCAGCCUAGAGUAGAAUUUUGAAUUGCCCCUAAACAAAAUCAAUAGGGGAGCUUUUUGAGCUGCGUGUCUCAUGUCUUCAAUGUUAUUUCCUGCACAAUGAUGCACCUGGCCUCAGCUAUUCCUAUUUGUUCUUGUGGCUUCAUAUUGAAAAUGUAUGCAGCUUUGAAUGCUUUUAUGUGUGGUAUGAUUGCCAGUUAGCCUAUUGCAGAUCUAGACAAAUGGUGCACCUACCACUAUUGUCACGAUGAAUGGUGGAUAGAGGGCAGGAUAGACUGGUAGACUACAUUUGAGUAUACCAAACAUUAGGAAUACCUUCUUAAUAUUGAGUUGCACCCCCGUUCAAAGGCACUUAAAUCUGUUGUCUUGCCCAUUCAACCUCUGAAUGGCACACAUACACAUUGGCACACAUACACAUACUCGUCUCAAGGCUUAAAAAUCCUUCUUUAAUCUGUCUCCUCCCCUUCAUCUAUACUGAUUGAAGUGGAUUUCACAAGUGACAUCAAUAAAGGAUCAUAGAUUUCACCUGGAUUCAUCUGGUCAGUCUAUGUCAUGGAAAGAGCAGGUGUUCUUAAUGUUUUAUAUACUCAAUGUAUAUUGACAUGUGGUAUAGUAACAGUUUGAAUGCUGAAAAGCGUUGUGCAUAAGUUAAGUACCAAAAAACCUAUAUAGGGAGGCACAUGCAAGAGAUGAGGAAAUGGCUAAGCAGAAUUAAAUUAAAACAUUAAUGAAUGGAAGAAUAUGUAAUAAAACAUUGCAAAAUAGCAAUAAAUAACAAGAAAAAAGGUGGGCUAAUUUCGGAUGGGCUGUGUACAGGUGCAGUGAUCGUAAGGGGCUCUGACAACUGAUGCUUAAAGUAUAUGAGGGAGAUAAGGUCUCCCUUCAGAGAUUUUUGCAAUUGUUCCAGCAUUGGAGCAGAGAACUGGAAAGAAUGGCGGCCAAGGAGGUUUGCUUUGGGAAUGACCAGUGAGGAUAUACCUGUGACGCAGACUAGGGUGGGUGCUCUAGGGGACCAAUGAGCUACGAUAUAGGGGAUUGCUAAGAUUUUAAUGGCGGGAUCGUGGGUUAACGAAAUUAGUAGACCAGCAAAAAGAGGUACAGUCACAGGUGGUAGGAUGGGUCGAGACAAAACGAGGCAUGAUAGACUACAAACCAAUUUGCGAGUAAGUGGUGGAGGCAUUUGGUAAAUUACAUCGCCAAGUCAGGAUUUGGUCUUGAUGGAACAUGUGAUAUAAGUUAAAUCAUGAAAAAGGUAGUGCUAGAUAAACCACCUUGAAAGGGGAGGAUGCAAGCAAUGUUCAUUUGGCUUGUCAUAUAUAAUAAACUACAAAUGUUCGGAAAAAACAUCCACGCUGUGCCUUGUCCCUCCAUUCACAUUUCCUCUUGCUGCAGGAUUAUAAUCCUGCUGUGUGAAACUGGCUCAAAUUAAUAUACGGCAUCUGUACUAACAAUCUUGUAGGCUGAGAUUUCUUUGUCCGAGAAUUGCUAUGAUUACUUUCCUGACUUCUAAGAAUCAAGCAAGGCUCUUCUGAGAAUGUCUGUGGUUAAGUGUUCUUAGGCAGUCUAUAUAUGAUUGUCAGUAUCCUGUUGUAAACAAAAACAAUAGACCCUGGACAUACUGUCAUACACUCCUAAAUCCAAAUUAUGAUGCGUGCCAGAAUUCAUAAGCACUCACACACACACAUGCAUGCAUACGCACACUGACAAAUCCUCUCUCCCACAUACAUUACCUAAGAUGACUGAUGGGGUGUUUAUAGUGCAGUCUGUUCAUUUCAGCUCUACGGAAUAGCCGGUGGAAGCAGUGAAUUACUGUGUCCACACUAGAGGACAAGGCUGUCCUUGUACAGUAUCUGUUUCAGGAUUGGGUCUACAUAUCAGUACAUAUCAGUAUAUCUCUCUCUCACCCACUUUCUUUUGAGCGACCAGGAACAGAGUGUGAACAUUUCAAGAGUGCCUCACUUCAUCUGUGUCAGCCAGCUGCUCCUCAGACAGUUUGUCAAACAGACAGAGAGGGGUUGAUGAGAAAGAGAGAGAGAGAGAUUAGAUAAAUAAAGAAGCAGAAAGUGAAGUGAUUCUUAUACAACUCUAGAAAUGAAAGAUUUAAUUAAACCCUAAUUCUAAUUCUAAUUCCCCUCUUCCCUCCUCUCCCCUCUAUCCCCUCCUCUCCUCCUCCUCUCCCCCUCUCCAGAUGGGCGUUCUCUCCUCCUGUCCCCCUGUCUGUCGGAGACCCCCGAGGCACGGGUUCUAGACCGGGCGGUUCUAGAGUCGCGGGUGCGUGAGAUGGAGGAGGAGAACCGGCAGAUCCGCCUGCAGCUCAGCCAAUUGCAGGGCACGGCAGGCCAGCCCGCCGACGGUGGUAACUACGGCAACGUGGCGUGGGGGGCGUCAGCUGACACUGGGCCCGAGGACGUGGAGAACACGGCGGAAGAUAGAGCCAAUCACACCGAGUGUCCCCGUUCGCCCACCGUACUGAAGUGUGAGGUGAGCCAGGAUCAGAGACUUAUUUUAGAGCAGCACUGUUUUAGCUGUGUUAGUUUAGCUUCGCUGUUUGGUCAUUAGUGUUAAGUUGAUAUGUCAAAUCUAUUGUCAGUGGUGUUUGUGUUUUGGAUAAAAUAACAUAGUCAUAGUGAAAUAAUAUGGCUAUAGUGCUAAAACGUAGACAUAGGGAGUCGAUAUUCCCAACAGUGUUGAUGGCAUCGCUUGUGGCUAAUUCUGCCCUCUCUCUUCUGCGCAGCUGAUUCAUGUAGCGUGCGUGUGUGCCGGUCACAACGCCAGCAGAGAUGUGGUCACCCUGGUCAAGUCCAUCCUGUUCCACAGGUAACACAACAGAGCUACACAUACAACUACACCUACUGCUAUAACUACAGCUACACCUAAUAUAGCAACAAUAGUUGUUUAUUCUACUUGAUGAAUCCUAAACUAACAAGGCUGAAGUCAAUUCAAAGGCCACUUGAGAUAAUGAUUAAUUAAUUCAUUAUUGGACUCAUGGGAAGUUGUGUGACUUUAGGAAAUGGCAGGACCUUCUUAGUCAGAGAGAUUAAGCACUUGAGUAGCUCUUGGCAUAUGUAUUUCUCUCUCUCUCUCUCUCUCUCUCUCUCUCUCUCUCUCUCUCUCUCUCUCUCUCUCUCUCUCUCUCUCUCUCUCUCUCUCUCUCUCUCUCUCUCUCUCUCUCUCUCUCUCUCUCUCAGGAGAAACCCUCUCCAUUUCCACUUCAUCACAGAUGCAGUAGCCAAUCAGAUCCUGAGUUCUCUGUUCCAGUCCUGGAUGGUUCCGUCUGUACAAGUUAGCUUCUACGACGCAGACGAACUCAAGGUAAAUGACCCCCCCCCCCCCCCAUCUUUCCCCUUUACAGUAUUCUGUCCUCCUCUUUUGAUGAGCUCUAGCUCAGUGAUAGGCAACUCUGGUCCUUCAGGGGCCUGAGUGUCUGCUCUAUCUUUUAAAUCAGUGUUUAGGAAAUGAUUUGUGUGCCCUCUGUGAGCAACCAUUGACAUUAAAGGGAAUCCCACCACUUUCCAAUCAAUCAGUGGGCAGGUGAAAGAGACAUCCAGUAGACACGGGUUUCACAAGGAACGGAGACCAUCAUGUCACCUCAGACGUUUGUGUGUGGUAUGUGCAUGCACUGUGGGUGGGUGUGUGCGUGUAGAUUUGUCUCUUUGCUAUUGAUAAAGGGUUCAUACAGUAACAUAUUGUUGCUCAGCUCACAUACCAACCUGCCUCGGCCUGUAAUAUAUCUUGGCUCCGUCUCUGUCCCCAUCAUCACAUUCUCUCUCAGCCUCCACAAGCUUAGCAGGAACAAAAGCUCUUUGUGCUCUCAAAUGUCUCGACCUACUCAGACAGUUUUUAUUAGCUCAGUUCAAACGGAGAAGGAAACACUGCAUCUUCUGAGCUGAUUAUAUUUGCAAAUUAUUCGCUUAUGCAGAUCCCGUUCUGCAGAAUCAAGAGGGAUUAAUUAUCAGACACGGUUGCCCAGAUGCAUGCCAAAAGUUUCAGUAUUCAUUGGGUAUCCUGGGCAUGAAAACAAUUAUAUUUUUUAAAGAUUAAUGCUAUAGAGUAAACAGUAGUAACGUUCCAAUUGGUUCACCUCUGGUUUAAAGGGUGUUUUAUACUAAAGGGAUCUUAGGAGACGGAUGGGUUUCUGCGCAAGUUAGCUAUUUAAAGAAAGGAGAAUACACUUACAUGCCUGACAAAGAGACACAGUGGUAUUGCUUCUAACUACAUUUUUUUUCAUACCUUGCAACUUUAUAUUCCCUUUUCUUUUGAAAUCAAAAUGUUCUGUGAGGUCUAAAGUUGUUCAACCUCACUCUUGCUUUCUCUCUCCAUCCCUCCAUCUUCUCCUCUCUUCCAGUCGGAGGUGUCAUGGAUACCUAACAAGCACUACUCAGGUAUCUACGGUCUGAUGAAGCUGACCCUAACCAAAGCGCUGCCCUCUGACCUCACAAAGGUCAUUGUCCUGGAUACGGACAUCACCUUCGCAACCGACAUCGCUGAGCUCUGGGCCAUCUUCAGGAAGUUCACUGGUACAACCUUUGACCUUGAUAAACAUUUCUGGUUGAUUGGUUGAAUAAUUAAUACAUUGGUUGGGUGAUAAAGCAAAUGAGGGAAUUGUAAAAUGUUGGUUAUAAAACAAAAAUCCCUAGAGGACAAAAAUACCCUUUUGAUAAACUAGUAGUUCAAAAGCUGUCUAUAUGGUGAAGACUCCACCUCAUUACUAAUGAUAAUCAGCAUUUUAAAAUCCGGAUGAAUGAUGAUUGGUGAUGCUGUGAUUGCAGACAAGCAGGUGAUAGGUCUGGUGGAGAACCAGAGUGACUGGUACCUGGGGAACCUGUGGAAGAACCACAAACCCUGGCCCGCCCUGGGACGAGGCUUCAACACUGGGGUUAUCCUGCUCUACCUGGAGAGGCUGCGACGGAUUGGCUGGGAGCAGAUGUGGAGGCUGACCGCCGAAAGAGAGCUAAUGAGCAUGCUCAGUACCUCGCUGGCUGACCAGGUCUGUUUAUUCUAGUCUAGUCUAUUGUCUUUAUUCCAAAUAUUAUGAGAUACUCUUUAGAUCAUUACAUACAUAACAGAUGUUAAUAUAGGGCAGGGAUCAUCAACUAGAUUAAGCUGAGGGACGAUUUUUUUCUUGAGUGUAUGGUCAGAGGGCCGGAACAUAAUUACAAAUAAUUUGCAGACUGCAAAUUGACCGACAACAAGCUCUAAUGUUUGACUAAAACAUAAUCAUUGCUCACAUUUGUAGACGAACACGUGUCUCUCUAUUAUGCUUGGGAAUACUUGGGAACAGAUUUCUUGAAUUAAAAUCACUUGGAGCUGAUUUCCUGGUGUUUUUACAGUCAUUUAUGUCCAACAAUUAAAAUGAUUAAAAAAAUAUAUUGUAAAAAAUGUGCCCACGAGCCGUCAGUUGGGGAUCCCUGAUAUAGGGUAAUCUUAUGCCUCAAAGCAUACUGUGUAUGAGGCAGAUGGUAAUGUAAGUAUGUAGGACGUCUCUAAUGAACAUUUGGAGCAUGUGUCAAUGUGUACUAUUGUGUGCCAGAGUGCUAUAUGAUCUUAAUGUCAAAAUGAGUGUGUAUAAUACACUCUUAGAAAAAAAGGUGAUAUCUAGAACCUAAAGGGGUUCUUCAGCUGUCCCCAUAGGAGAACCCUUUGAAUAACCCUUUUUGGUUCUUGGUAGAACCCUUUUGGUUCCAGGUAGAACCCUUUUGAGUUCCAUGUAGAACCCUUUACAUAGAGGGUUCUACAUGGAACCCAAAAGAGUUGAACCUGGAACCAAAAAGGGUUAUCCUAUGGGGACAGCCAAAGAACCCUUUUGGAACCCUUUUUUCUUUGUAUUAGACAGGUGUUUAAUGUGAGUGGGUAAUCUUGUGUGCAGGACAUCUUUAAUGCGUUCAUUAAGCAGAACCCAGUCCUAGUGCAUCAGCUGCCCUGCUUCUGGAAUGUUCAGCUGUCUGACCACACACGCUCCGAACAGUGCUACACAGAGGUGUCUGACCUCAAGGUAGGGCUAUGCAGUGAAAUACACACACUCACAUACACACACCAUCAAGCGCACACGCACACACACACGCGCACACCAUAGCAAAACCCCUCACUUCUUUCCUUAAGAAUGUACUGCGUCUAGUCAUCUGGCUACGGGUCACCAUGGUAACAUGUUUAUGUCCCGUGUCAGGUGAUCCACUGGAACUCUCCUAAGAAACUUCGUGUGAAGAACAAGCAUGUGGAGUUCUUCAGGAACCUAUACUUAACCUUCCUUGAGUACGAUGGGAACCUACUAAGACGAGAGCUGUUUGGCUGCCCCAGCCAGGCCACCUCAGAGAGUGUACGGGUAAGUAAAACAUUACCAUAAUGUUAACCAUAACAUUUAACAAACCACUCCCUAACACCUCAAAGAGGUUUUAACAUUCACCAUACCCUUUAUUCACCAUACUAUGAUAUCCAUGGACAUCCAGCCAGAAUACAACAGAGAGUGUACAGGUGUACCGCAUGGUCUCGUCACCUCUGACUGCAUGGUGUCAUGAAACCAUGUUAGCCUAUUAGAGUGAAUAUUUACAAUCUAAACAUUGGUUUUGACCUCCCUCUGUCCAUCCCUCUCCAGUUACAAGAAGCUCUGGAGGAGCUGGAUGAAGAAGACCAGUGUUAUGACUUCCGGCGGGAGAGAAUCACAGUGCACCGCGUUCACCUUUACUUUCUGCAGUACGAGUACACGCCCACCGGGGACGACACGGACGUCACGCUGGUCGCACAGCUCUCCAUGGACAGGUAAACACUCACCUUAUACCUCUGACCCUACUGGCCUUUGGUUUACUAGUUGUUGGAGAUGUGAGCAUGAAUUUAUUAUUACGUUAUGGCUCAUGAGGAGUGCAGCUCUCCACAAAUAUGAUUGUAUUUCGCUUCUUUCUCUACUUCCUCCUCUUCCUCUUCCCCCUCCUCUACCUUUUCAUCUCUACUUCCACCACUGCUUUUAUAAUCAUUAUGUACUAUACAUCUCUGUAUCUCUACUUCUCUAUUUUAAUCAUCAGUUUUAUAUCAUUUCUAUUUCUCUCAGGUUACAGAUGCUGGAGGCCAUAUGUAAGCACUGGGAAGGCCCUAUCAGCCUGGCACUGUACAUGUCAGACGCUGAGGCCCAACAGUUCCUGCGUUACGCCCAGGCCUCCGAGGUGCUGAAGAACCGUAAGAACGUGGGCUACCAUAUCGUUUACAAGGAGGGCCAGUUCUACCCCGUCAACCUGGUGAGAAAUGUGGCACUGAGGAACGCCAACACACCCUAUGUGUUCCUGGCAGACGUGGACUUCCUGCCCAUGUACGGCCUCUAUGAUUACCUCAGGUGAGUUGUAGUUCUUCCUGAAGAUGUUCCAUCAUAAACAUAGACCGAACACUGGCUGAAGAAAUGUAUUAAAAUGUAGUCAUUUAGCAGCCAGUUUUAAUCCAAAGCAAUUUACAGACAACAUAUGUAUGAUGUUCAUAUAUGGCCCACGUGGGAGUCGAACCCACAGCUAAGGUGUUGCCAGCAAUGCAUUCCAACCAACUAGUGGCAGCUGUGGCUCUAGCUGAUGUACAGUAUUGGUUGUAAAUUAAUGGUUUCUCUAUCUUAUCCCCACAGAAAGUCAGUGGUCCAGUUAGACAUGGCCCACACUAAGAAGGCUCUGGUGGUACCGGCCUUUGAGACGCUGCGCUACCGCCUCUCCUUUCCCAAAUCCAAAACUGAGCUGCUGUCCAUGCUGGACAUGGGGACCCUCUACACCUUCAGGUACACCAGCACUAACAGCUCACCCCAUUGAUCAAUCUUGCUUGUAGAUCAAGGGGUUUGAUUGGCCCUUCUGAAAUAGACCCAGAUGAGAUAACUUGGAGCAUCCUGCCUGAUUUUGGUAGUAUAUUUAGUACAUUGAUUAUAUUGAUACGUUGAAGUCAUUUGAUAAUAUGUAUACAGUGCAUUCGGAAAGUAUUCAGACCCCUUGACUUUUUCCACAUUUUGUUACGUUUCAGCCUUAUUCUAAAAUUGAUUAAAUAAAAAAUGUUCCUCAUCAAUCUACACACAAUACCCCAUAAUGACAAAGCGAAAACAGGUUUUUAGAAAUGUUUGCAAAUGUAUUAACCUUAUUUACAUAAGUAUUCAGACCCUUUGCUAUGAGACUCGAAAUUGAGCUCAGGUACAUCCUGUUUCCAUUGAUCAUCCUUGAGAUGUUUCACCUGUGGUAAAUUCAAUUGAUUGGACAUGAUUUGGAAAGGCACACACCUGUCUAUAUAAGGUCCCACAGUUGACAGUGCAUGUCAGAGCAAAAACCAAGCCAUGAGGGCGAAGGAAUUGUCCAUAGAGCUCCGAGACAUGAUUGUGUCGAGGCACAGAUCUGGGGAAGGGUGCCAAAAAAUGUCUGCAGCAUUGAAGGUCCCCAAGAAGUGGCCUCCAUCAUUGUUAAAUGGAAGAAGUUUGGAACCAGCGAGACUCUUCCUAGGGAUGGCCGCCUGGCCAAACUGAACAAUCGGGGUAGAAGGGCCUUGGUCAGGGAGGUGACCAAGAACCCGAUGGUCACUCUGACAGAGCUCCAGAGUUCCUCUGUGGAGAUGGGAGAAACUUCCAGAAGGACAACCAUCUCUACAGCACUCCACCAAUCAGGCCUUUAUGGUAGAGUGGCCAGACGGAAGCCACUCCUCAGUAAAAGGCACAUGACAGCCCACUUGGAGUUUGCCAAAAGGCACCUAAAGGACUCUCAGACCAUGAGAAACAUGAUUAUUUUAUCUGAUGAAACCAAGAUUAAACUCUUUGGCCUGAAUGCCAAGCGUCACGUCUGGAGGAAACCUUGCACCAUCCCUACGGUGAAGCAUGGUGGUGGCAGCAUAAUUCUGUGGGGAUGUUUUUCAGCGGCAGGGACUGGGAGACAAGUCAGGAUCGAGGGAAAGAUGAAGGGAGAGAUGAGCAGAUUAAAGUACAGAGAGAUCCUUGAUGAAAACCUGCUCCAGAGUGCUCAGGACCUCAGACUGGGGCGAUGGUUCACCUUCCAACAGGACAACGACCCUAAGCACACAGCCAAGACAACGCAGGAGUGGCUUCGGGACAAGUCUCUGAAUGUCCUUGAGUGGCCCAGCCAGAGCCCGGACAUGAACCCGAUCGAACAUCUCUUGAGAGACCUGAAAAUAGCUGUGCAGCGACUCUCCCCAUCCAACCUGACAGAGCUUGAGAGGAUCUGCACAGUAGAAUGGAGAAACUCCCCAAAUACAGGUGUGCCAAGCUUGUAGCGUCAUACCCAAGAAGACUCGAGGCUGUAAUCGCUGCCAAAGGUGCUUCAACAAAGUACUGAUUGAAGGGUCUGAAGACUUAUGUAAAUGUGAUUUUUCCGUUUUUAAUUUUUAAUAAUUUUGCUAAAAUUUCUUCGACAUGUUUUUGCUUUGUCAUUAUGGGGUAUUGUGUGUAGAUUGAUGAGGGGGGGGGGGGACAAUUUAAUCAAUUUUAGUAUAAGGCUGUAACGUAACAAAAUGUGGAAAAAGUCAAGGGGUCUGAAUACUUUCCGAAUGCACUUCAUGCAAUCUAGUUCAAAACUAUUAUUAACACACCUGUACACGUCUCUCUCUCCUUGCCUUCCCCAGGUAUCACGUCUGGACCAAGGGCCAUGCUCCUACCAACUACGCCAAGUGGCGGACAGCCACCACGCCCUAUAAGGUGGAGUGGGAGGCGGACUUUGAGCCCUAUGUGGUGGUUGAGGCGGGACUGUCCUGUGUACGACCAGCGCUUCGUGGGCUUUGGCUGGAACAAGGUCUCCCAUAUCAUGGAGCUGGAUGCACAGGUACAGUAUGGAGGAUAGUGGUGGGGUGUUAGAAAUAGAAUAUAUUUAUUUUCCUCCAGGACACAUUAUCACACCACAAUACAUUUACACACACUGUGUAGACCAAACAACCAUAGCAGACAAGACGGGCAGACAAUGAGAUGUAGUUAAAGUCUGGAUACACAAAAAAAUGGUUGUUAAAAUGGUUUGUUACAGAUUUUAUCCUCAAAGACUCUACUCCCAAAUAAUCUGCACAUAAUAACUCCUUAUGAUUUCAGUUUAUUCCAAAACCUCAACUCAUGUUUGGAAUCCUGUUAAGGUUAUGCUAAUGAUCAGAUCAGAUGUGAUUCGCAGUAGACCUCUGUUAUUAGGUUUAAUGCUUUCGCUAAGUCAGGAAUAAUAGCUAUUGUAACGGCCAAUAAAUCAAAGUCAAGCUGUGACCUUUCAGUGUUCAACACCUCAGAGCAAAGAACGUGACUUUGUUUCCCGUGUCUUAAAUGAUUCAGUCACAGCCGGGACUGCAGAUGAGUAUUAGCUACGUAGCUAAAAUGCUAAAAUGUGGUGCCUGUUGUACAUGGACCUUGUCCAAUAAACAAAUUAAAUAAAUGAACUUUUUCCCGCCAUUCCCACCCCCCAGGAGUACGACCUGAUGGUUCUGCCCAACGCGUUCAUGAUCCACAUGCCACACGCACCCAGUUUCGACAUCUCCAAGUUCCGCUCCAGCCCGAGCUACCGCUACUGCCUGCAGACCCUGAAAGAAGAGUUCCACCAAGACCUGUCCCGGAAGUACGGCGCAGCUGCCCUCAAGUACCUUACUGCUCAGAGGAACAUCUAA
Messenger RNA from Coregonus sp. 'balchen', 14003 nucleotides. NCBI's taxonomy places the organism in Eukaryota, Metazoa, Chordata, Actinopteri, Salmoniformes, Salmonidae. The record is from the annotation of a GenBank genome assembly.